AGUGCUGUCGCUGCGGGUCGGCGCUGGUGGAGGAGCGCGCUCGGCGCGGGCGGUCUUUCCUGCAGGACCACGGGGGAGCAGGUGUGGGUCGCUGCCUUCUCCGGUAAAGCAAGCGGGACCCGUGCAAACUAAGUACGGUAGCACGUGUCUUCUCCUCGUCGUUGUUGUCUCUGGCUCAGCGCUGGGGGGGCUGGAGCCCCGGGGAGAGCCGCCUGCCUGCCUGCCCGCUCGCCCGCCCGCCCGCCUCCGGCUUCAGAGGAUUUGCUGCGGAGUAAAACCCGGGAUGGCUAAAAGCUAGCAAGGCACAUUCGGGACCAUGAUGGCUCAGUUUAACACAGCCAUGAAUGGAGGGCCAAACAUGUGGGCUAUCACGUCUGAAGAGCGGGCGAAGCAUGACAAGCAGUUUGAUGGCCUUAAACCCACAGGAGGAUACAUUACAGGUGAACAAGCACGCACCUUUUUCUUACAGUCAGGUCUACCAGCUUCUGUCCUGGCUGAAAUAUGGGCUCUGUCAGAUCUGAACAAGGAUGGGAAGAUGGAUCAACAGGAAUUCUCCAUAGCCAUGAAACUAAUCAAACUAAAAUUACAAGGACAGCACCUCCCAAUGGUCCUCCCUCCUAUCAUGAAACAGCCUCCAGUAGUAUUCUCUCCGUUAAUUUCUGCUCGCUUUGGAAUGGGUAGUAUGCCAAACUUGUCCAUCCCAACAUCUGUGCCUACAGUUGCACCUUUAGCUCCCAUGUCAUCCCUGGCCUCAGUGACUUCAGUUCCUCCUUUGGUUAUCUCUGCUCCCCUGGUGCCUUCUGUCAGUACAUCAUCCUUGCCAAAUGGUACAUCUGGUCUCCUUCAGCCUUUAUCUCUGCCUUUCUCUUCAACAUUGCCUCAUACUGGCUCCUUAAGUCCCAUGACAGGAGGGUUUGGUGGUACUAACAUUCAAAAGGCACAGUCUCUGAUCGAUUUAGGAUCUAGCAGUUCAAAUUCUUCCUCUACUACUUCACUAACUGGGAAUUCACCCAAGACUGGAUCCUCAGACUGGGCUGUUCCUCAGGCCUCCAGAUUAAAAUACAGACAAAAAUUUAACAGUCUUGAUAAGGGCAUGAGUGGAUAUCUAUCAGGUUUCCAAGCAAAAAAUGCCCUUCUUCAGUCUAAUCUUUCCCAGACUCAGCUGGCUACAAUUUGGACACUUGCUGAUAUUGAUGGUGAUGGACAGCUGAAGGCCGAUGAAUUUGUGUUAGCCAUGCAUCUUACUGAUAUGGCCAGAGCUGGAAAACCUCUGCCACUGACACUUCCCCCUGAAUUGGUACCUCCUUCUUUCAGAGGUGGAAAGUAUGCUGAAAAUAUUAAUGGAGCACUGCAAUCUUACCAGCAACCACAAGAAGAAGAGCCCCAGAAAAAACAGCCAGUUACAUUUGAGGACAAGAGGAAAGCAAACUAUGAGAGAGGAAACAUGGAACUGGAAAAACGCCGUCAGGUCCUGCUGGAACAGCAGCAGAGAGAGGCAGAGCGUAAGGCCCAGAAAGAAAGAGAAGAGCAGGAACGAAGAGAGAGGGAACGGCAAGAACAGGAGCGAAAAAAGCAGCUUGAACUGGAAAGGCAGUUGGAGAAACAACGAGAGCUGGAAAGACAGAGGGAGGAAGAGAGGAGGAAAGAAAUAGAAAGGCGGGAGGCAGCAAAACAGGAACUUGAGCGCCAGCGGCGACUAGAAUGGGAGAGAAUUCGGCGCCAAGAUCUUCUUAAUCAACGAAAUCGGGAACAAGAAGAAAUUGUCAAGUUAACUGCUAGGAAGAAGAGCCUUAAUCUUGAAUUAGAAGCCCUGACUGACAAGCAUCAGCAGAUCUCAGGCAGACUGCAGGAUGUUCAAAGCAGAAAACAAAUUCGGAAAAGUGAGCUGGAAGCUCUAGAUAAGAAAUAUGACUUGGGAAUUAUGGAAAUCAAACAGCUGCAACAACAACUUCAGGAAUAUCAGAAUAAGCUAAUCCAUUUAGUUCCUGAAAAACAGUUGUUAAAUGAGAGAAUUAAAAAUGUGCAGCUGGACAACUCUAAUAGUCCAGGAAUCAGUUCUGUAUACAAGAAAUCCUUAGAAAAGGAAGAAUUGUGCCAAAGACUUCGGGAACAGCUAGAUGCCCUAGAAAAGGAAACUGCUUCCAAACUCUCAGAAAUGGAUACAUUUAACAGUCACCUUAAGUGUGAGAAUAUGGAUGAUUCUGUUCUUCAGUGCCUUUUGUCUCUGCUAAGCUGUCUCAACAACCUCUUCCUCUUACUUAAGGAACUAAGAGAAAGCUACAACACACAGCAGUUAGCUCUUGAGCAGCUCCACAAAAUAAAACAAGAUAAAAUAAGAGAGGUAGAAAGAAAAAGAGCUGAGCUGGCACAGAAAAAGCGACUGGAGGAUGAGGCUGCAAGGAAAGCAAAACAGGAGAAGGAGAACCAAUGGCAGGAAAAUAUCCGAAAGGAAGAGGAAGACAAAAAAAAGCGACUACAUGAAGAGCGAAUACAGGAAAAAAUUCAAGAAGAAAGGCUAAAAGCAGAAGAGGCAGCUGCUCAGAUGAGAGAGAAAGAGUCCCAACAGCAAAAACAUGAGGAGGAAGAGAGGAAAAAGCAAGCUGAAAUUCUGAGAGAAACAGAGCAACAAAGGCAGAGACAACUAGAAGAUGACCGAAAAAAGCAAGAACAGAUUGCAAGACAAGCUGAGGAGCGGCGUAAACAGCAUGAAGAAGUAAAGAAAAGAAAAGACACGACCAAUAUGCAAGAGUCAGAGAAACAAGCUUCUAAAUUAAACUUAAAUGAGAAAUUGGCAGGUUUAUUGAAACAAACGGAUGGUCGGAAUCUUAAGCCACCAGGGAAAAGUGAAGGGAAUGCUGUUAGUACCUCAGAAUCUAGGAAUUCAGUUGCCUUGGUAAAUUACAGAGCUUUAUACCCAUUUGAAGCAAGGAAUCACGAUGAGAUGAGCUUUAAUUCAGGAGAUGUAAUUCAGGUUGAUGAAAAAACCACAGGAGAGCCUGGUUGGCUUUAUGGGAGCAUUCAAGGACGUUUUGGCUGGUUUCCUUGCAACUAUGUAGAAAAAAUACUAGAAGGGGAAAAAGCUUUAUCUCCUAAGAAGGCCUUACUUCCUCCUACAGUAUCUUUAUCUACUACCUCAGCUCCUGCAGAACCACUUUCACCCAAUAAAUCAGCAGAGGAAUCUGAUUACCAAAACGUAUCUUUUUCAAGCCUAAAUGUUAACACAACCUGGCAGAAGAAAUCCGCUUUUACUCGUACUGUAUCCCCAGGAUCUGUUUCACCCAUUCAUGGACAGGGACAAGCUGUAGAGAACUUAAAAGCACAGGCACUUUGCUCUUGGACUGCAAAAAAAGAAAACCACUUGAACUUUUCCAAAAAUGAUAUCAUCACUGUGUUGGAACAGCAAGAAAACUGGUGGUUUGGAGAGGUGCAUGGAGGAAGGGGCUGGUUUCCUAAAUCCUAUGUCAAGCUCUUACCUGGAAAUGAAAGCAAACGAGAGGAACCAGAAGCAGUUUAUGCAUCUGUAAAAAAGAAACAUAACACGCCAUCUUAUACACCUGGAGAGGAGUAUGUAGCACUGUAUUCUUAUUCAAGCUCCGAACUUGGUGAUUUGACUUUCACUGAAGGUGAUGAAAUAUUAGUGACGCAGAAAGAUGGGGAAUGGUGGACAGGAAGCAUUGAUGACAGAACUGGAAUCUUUCCCUCAAACUAUGUCAGACCAAAGGAUCAAGAUGGUUCUGGUGCUGCUGGAAAAACUGGGACCGUAAACAGGAAACCUGAGAUUGCUCAGGUUACUACAGCCUACACUGCGUCUGGGACAGAACAGCUUAGUCUGGCUCCAGGACAGCUGAUACUUAUUUUGAAGAAAAAUGCUAGUGGAUGGUGGCAAGGAGAGCUGCAGGCAAGAGGAAAAAAGCGACAGAAGGGGUGGUUUCCUGCCAGCCAUGUGAAAUUACUGGGUCCAAGCAGUGAGAAAACCACUCCUGCUGCUGCCUCAGUGUGUCAAGUAAUAGCAAUGUACGAUUACUUGGCAAAUAAUGAAGAUGAGCUCAGUUUCUCCAAGGGGCAGUUUAUUAAUGUACUGAGCAAAGAUGAUGCUGAUUGGUGGCAAGGGGAACUCAAUGGCAUGACAGGUCUCUUUCCUUCCAACUACGUGAAGAUGACCACGGACUCGGACCCGAGUCAGCAGUGGUGUGCUGAUCUCCAAAGCCUUGACACUAUGCAGCCAAUGGAAAGGAAAAGACAGGGCUACAUCCAUGAGUUCAUCCAGACAGAAGAGCGAUACAUGGAUGAUCUUCAGCUGGUCUUAGAGGUUUUCCAGAAACCCAUGGCUGAAUCAGGCUGUCUCACGGAAGGAGAAAUGGGACUGAUCUUUGUUAACUGGAAGGAGCUCAUCAUGUCGAAUACAAAGCUAUUGAAAGCCCUGCGUGUGCGUAAGAAGACAGGAGGAGAAAAAAUGCCUGUGCAGAUGAUUGGGGACAUCCUACCAGCUGAACUCUCUCACAUGCAAGCCUACAUUAGGUUCUGUAGCUGUCAGCUCAGUGGAGCAACAUUGCUGCAACAGAGGACAGAUGAAGAUACGGAGUUCAAAGACUUUUUAAAGAAACUAGCCUCGGACCCUCGCUGUAAAGGGAUGCCACUGUCCAGCUUCCUUCUGAAACCCAUGCAGAGAAUAACCCGCUACCCCCUGCUCAUCAAGAGUAUUCUGGAGAACACCCCCGAAAACCAUCCCGAUCACAGCAACCUGAAACUGGCCCUGGAGCGUGCUGAGGAGCUGUGCUCUCAAGUGAAUGAAGGGGUGCGUGAGAAAGAGAACUCCGACAGACUGGAGUGGAUACAGUCGCACGUGCAAUGUGAAGGACUUGCUGAGCAACCGAUUUUCAACUCCCUCACAAACUGCCUGGGCCCACGAAAGCUCCUGCACAGCGGCAAGCUCUACAAGGCAAAGAGCAGCAAGGAGCUGUAUGGCUUCCUCUUCAACGACUUCCUCCUUCUAACCUACAUGGUCAAGCAGUUUGUUUCCUCGGGGUCAGAUAAACUCUUCAGCCCCAAAUCCAACUCUCAGUUCAAAAUGUACAAGAUGCCUGUUUUCCUUAACGAAGUCCUUGUGAAAUUGCCAACUGACCCUUCCAGUGAUGAACCUGUUUUCCACAUAUCCCACAUCGACAGAGUAUACACACUAAAAACAGACAACAUUAAUGAGAGGACCGCCUGGGUCCAGAAAAUCAAAGCUGCAUCGGAGCAUUACAUUGAGACGGAGAAAAAGAAGCGGGAGAAGGCGUAUCAAGCCCGCUCCCAGAAGACCUCUGGAAUAGGACGCUUGAUGGUGCACGUGAUUGAAGCAACAGAACUAAAAGCCUGUAAACCCAACGGGAAGAGCAAUCCAUAUUGUGAGAUCAGCAUGGGGUCUCAAAGCUAUACCACUCGGACGCUGCAGGACACUUUGAACCCCAAAUGGAACUUUAACUGCCAGUUCUUCAUUAAGGACCUGUACCAGGACGUCCUGUGCAUCACCAUGUUUGACAGGGAUCAGUUCUCACCUGACGAUUUUUUGGGUCGCACUGAAAUUCCAGUGGCAAAAAUCAGAACAGAACAGGAGAGCAAGGGACCUUCAACGAAACACUUGCUGCUGCACGAGGUCCCAACUGGGGAAGUCUGGGUCCGCUUUGACCUGCAGCUCUUUGACCAGAAGACACUCCUUUAAGGAAACAUGUUUCAUCAGAGAAAGGACAAGUGAAGCCGACAGCUCGGCGGUCAGUCUGAGUGCAUUUUACAAACCAUUGUUCAUCCCAGGCUGGCUACUGACCAAGAGUUCUUGCUGCAUCGUCAUUCCUCCUUGUUUCCUCUUGUUGAGGAUUUCUUUGCUGCAUUCUAAGUUGCUGGAGAUCUAUGCAAACACAGGUGUUACUGUACAGAAGAUAUUUUAGCCAGUGCCUUUUUAUUGACUAAUAUUGAAAUCUGUGCUGUUAUACAGAUGCCAAUGUUUCCAUUUUCAGGGCCAUAUGGAGUAUUAAGUAGGCAUUUGGCAUCACAGCAUAUGUCUAGCAUGUCACCACUUAGUCUAACAUAAAGACUGAGGAAUGUUUUAGUGGAAAGCUAGAAUCAUUCCAUCUGAAAAGUGAUAUCCACUGGAAUCUGCCCGUCUCAGGAUGUUAGUUUUAGAGCUUGAAUGAUGAAGCCUUAGCACUUAAGGAGCCUCAAAACUACUGUAUAUAAGAAGAAAUCAAGUGCAGUUCUUUACUUGACUCAGUUCUGCACUGAAUAGGAAACUGCAACUUGAUUUUUUCUUCCUGGUCAGUUUUGUUAAUUGUUCUCUGCUGAGACAAUGCGGUUAAAAGAGGAAACUAGAGAAAAAAGAUUUAUUUUAAAUACUGUGACCUGCAGUAAUGCAGACAAAAUAUUUUUCAAGUUUUAGCUUUCCUAAGUAUAAAUUAUUUGUGUAAAUGGCCUCAGUUCUGCAGGUCUCAGUAGGCUGCACCUGUAAGCUUUGUCAUUGCCAAUGUGUAAAAUAUUAAUGUAAAGAGAGUAAAAUAUUAAUGUAAUUUGUCUACAGAUGUUUACUGAUACAUAUUGAUUUUUAAAGUCUAUUUUAUUGUACAGGUGAAUGUGAAAUAAUGGGGAGUAAAAUUACAGGGACUAAAUUCAAAGUGAGUCUAUUAAGCUGUUAGUUGUGUCUGCUCUGGGAACUGCUUGUGCAGUGGGAUCAGGUAGAAAGGAAACCUCUUGCAAGCAAAAUCUUCAUCCUGGCACCAUCAUCAGGAAAAGUAGAUGGGGUUUAUUUCUGACGUAUUUGAUAAAUCUGAACCAUCUUACUGCUACCGUCAUUUGUCUUGCUGACAUGAAGCCCUGUGCGCAGUUCCAAAUGAGAAGCGCACUGGUCUCCAUCCCAUGGGUGCUGCGAUACCUAAUGACAUCCAAAAGAAUAUCAAGCCUGUUGUGCUUCCUUGACAGGGUUUGAGUCAGUCCCUUGGUUACUUUUGACAGCUUUCUGUGGUUCGGUAUUUCUGAUCCUGAAUAAACAAAGGUGAAUCUUAGUGCUGUGGAAAGGCAGUGUCUAUUCAACUGACUGAAAACACAUUUCACACAUCUUAAGAUGGCAGCACUUUGUGAGAGAUGAGCAAGUGUGCGAUUGCCUAACCUCUCUCCUUCUGACCUUGGUACAUCCCAAACACACAUGGUGCAGGAUCCCAAUCACUAUUUUAAAGUAUAGACUGUGUUUAACUUCUGGGCUACUAGGAGAAGUUGAUAGUGCAGGGGCUGUUAGCAUUGGUCUUCCAGAACUACGUUCUCCACACCUCAGUGCUUUCAGCUGUCAAGGUGUUAAAUCGGUCCCUAAGCUCAAAUCCCUCUCUGCUUGUGCACUUCAUACAUCUCAAACGAAUUUUCAUACAUCUUGAAGUUGCCAUGAUGAUAUGAACUUAACUUUCUGCUGCAUCAAACAGAAGUCUGUUUUCACCUAGGAUGUUUUAAUAGAGAAGUAAAUAUUGGACCAAACAUUGCUAGAGAAUAAGUGCCUGAAGAAGCUAUGCCUCCCACAGCAGAUUCAUCUUCCCUACUUCUAGGUCACUGCACAAGCAGCUGUGCGGAGUGGGAUUCUUGUUCUGCCUCAAGGCUGUAUAGAGUCCAGCCCAGAGGCCUGCAUGUUUUCACUUCACUUCUUGAUCCCUGCAGUAACUCAUGCCUGGCUCCAUGACUAUGGAUUGUCUCGAGUUUGACAUUCAGACUGGCAGAGUGCUUUUCCUGCCCUCCUCCCUUUCUGAGUAAGGAGGUUGCCCCAGGUAUUAGUGAAGAUCAGGUACAAAACAGG
Alligator sinensis (Chinese alligator) is the source of this 7804-nucleotide messenger RNA. It is a transcript of the gene ITSN2, whose product is annotated as intersectin 2. Lineage: Eukaryota; Metazoa; Chordata; Crocodylia; Alligatoridae. Bases 317 to 5701 code for a protein of 1794 amino acids. Gene Ontology annotation, biological process: clathrin-dependent synaptic vesicle endocytosis; endosomal transport; positive regulation of Rho protein signal transduction. Gene Ontology annotation, cellular component: plasma membrane; clathrin-coated pit; intracellular vesicle. The transcript has 40 exons. Gene Ontology annotation, molecular function: guanyl-nucleotide exchange factor activity; protein binding; molecular adaptor activity. The record is from RefSeq and is a predicted model, not a curated record.